CGUAAUCAAAAUGUAGCUAAUCUGUAUCACAAAUGGGCUCUCGAACAAUCUGUCAUUAUCAAAAUUUUAUCAAAAAGCGCCUGAAAAUAUGAAUGAUAACAUGUGUUUCGUGACUGUUUCAUAUAAUUUAUGGUCAAAAUAGUCAUCUUUGACCGUCUUGGUGGACGUGCAAGGAUACAAAUAGGAAUUGUAUUACGAAAAAAAUAGGAUCCAUAAGUUCUUCCGGCUUAUUUAAGUAACGAGCAUGGUGUUAUACUAAGAGUGUCUAUUUAUUGUUUACCAUCAUUCCAGUAAGAAAAACAAAAAAAAGUGAAAAAAAUGGCAAGAUAUUUCGAAAAUACGUCUACGUUUAAUUUUAGUUGGGACCAAGUUGCUUGUGGUUACUGGAAAAGGUACCCAAACCCUCAGAGUACACAUGUUCUAUCAGAAGACACAUGGAGCAGAGAAGUCAAGAAUGGAUGUUUAUAUACAAAACGAGUGCUAACUAAGACAAAUAGGGUUCCCAAAUGGGGUGAGAGAUUUUUUAAUGCGAAAUCAGUCAAGAUUAUUGAAGAGAGUAUUGUUGAUCCCGAGAAAAAAAUAUUUGUUACAUACACGAGAAAUCUUGGGUAUACUAAAGUUAUGAGCGUGGUGGAGCGCGUGGAGUACCGGUCCGCAGGCCCGGGCCUGACGGUGGCGCGGCGCUCGGCCUGGAUCGACUCGCAGGUGUUCGGCUUCUCGCGCGCCAUCAGGGCCUUCGGCGUCGACCGCUUCAAGAAGAACUGCAACCAAAUGGUGAGCGGCUUCAACCACGUCCUGCACAGCAUGUUCCCGCGGCAGGUGUCCCCGCAGCACAGCAUGACGCACACGCUCAAGGAGAUGCGCGACGCCGCCGCCGCCGCCACCGACCGCGCCAAGGCCAACGUGCUGUCCUCCGUCAACAGGACAUAACACGACCCCGACUGACCCGCCUGACCCGACUGAGGUCACCCUGACCCUAAAGGUCGAAGACAGUGCUACCGUGCUACAAGUGUUACAGUGCUAGUGAUUGGCAGGCCAUCUCAAGCUCCCGGUCCAAUACAUCAACUUUAUUAAGUUUUAACCAGUCUAAAGAUGUUAAUGUUUGCUAGUAACAAACUGGUUUUGCUUAGUUUCUAUUUGCUGUUGAAAGUGGGAGGUGUCGAUUAGGCUCCGCCCAUUGAACAUUAUGCCAGUUUGCGUCAUUGUUGUUAGAACUUAAUCUUGUAUUGAUAUGAAACCUUUAUUGAUUAUUGUAAAGGGCUGUAAUACUUCAUUGACUGUCUGACACAGAGUAUUAAGCUGAUAGAGUGUAAAAUGAGUUUGAAUGCUCGUAUCUCAAAUACAGUGGAUAUUUGACGACAAGUACAGAACUGCUUCUAGAAUCAAAGAUGUUAGUCUGAAGGAUUAGAGUGUUUCUGAUGUUGGUCUAAUCUCUCACUCUAAAUAUCUAGAGCACGGCUUUCUCGUAAAAUAAGACUUUAGUGGAUCAUCUUUAACUGUACAUUGAAUCAUUUAAUAUAGUAUUAAAUGUAAAUAGGUGAUUAAAAAUACCUACUUCUGCUCUCAUAUGCAAACAAAAGUAGGUGUCAAAAUUUAAGCUUAAUAAACCCUUAGCUAUAAAAUUCUAGUGGUCUCGAAUUUCUUUAGUAAAAUAUCAUAUUAGUACUAUAUUGUUUAUCUCUGUUCAGUUCGAGGCAAGUCCAUUUUGAUACUCAAAAUGUAUUACUUUCUAUUUCACUGCCAUUUUCUUCAUUUACACGCACACAGCUACUUGUACCUUCACCACAUUCCAGCCCUGUGGUAUUAUGUAUUUAUGUGUAUCAAAUACCAUUGUUUUUUUACCAAUUGUGAAAUACUCAACCCGUUUCGUAGUUAUAUGGUGUCUAAAUUUAAAGAGGGUAGUUUGAAUUUACAAUUGGUAAUUAACAAAUGGCAUAUAGAAAGAUGCUUGACUGAGUAAAGUUUGAUAUAUUAUUUGGAUUGUAUAAGGUUAGCGAUUUUGUGAGCUGCGAGUUUUGAUGACUAAGUGAAUGCCCUAUACCUCUCAUUUUAGUUGUGAAUUUAUUAAAAUGAGGGAUUAAAUAAAUUGUUAUAAUCCUGUGAAAAUGUUCGAAUUAUGGAUGAAAUUAUAACAUUUCUGUAUUUUAAAUUGAUUGAAUGAUAGAUUUAUAGUUUUUUGAGGAAGGUACAGAAAUAUUAAAACUAAAAAUUGCAAGUAAUUAAUAGUACCAUCUUUCGCAUAAAUAUUGAAUAACUUGCGGUAUAGGAAGACUGUCAGGUGGCUCCUGAUUGCUAACUGCGAUAAUGAGAAUAAUUUAUAUUAUUUAAAAUAUGUUUAUUUAUUUGUAUAUUAAAUUAAACAAAAAGUGAAUUAUCAAUUCUAUUCACACUGGCUUCUAUGAACAAUGAAUAUAGAAUAAUCUUGAUACUUGCACUUUAAUAAGAUGGCAGAUAAUAUACAAAAUGUUAUUAUAAUGAGAAUGGUAUAUUUCUAUUUCCAAAGUGGUUUAUUUACAAAUUUAAUGCAUGUACCAAACACUACUGUCAAAACACAAUACCCACUUUGGACUAUAUUUAAUUAAAGGGUUGUGUGAUGACUGCCACGUAAAUAAACCAUUGAUAAUAUAUAAAGAAUGUUAAUUAUAAAAAUACAAAACCUUGCCAUAAAAUCCAAUCAAAAAUCUACAAAAGGAAAAUAUCAAUUUUUAAAUAUAAGAAUUAUAUUUUAGUCUAGUCUCUUUGGGAAAUCAUAGUUCACUUAUCUACCUAUUGCAUUUAGGUCUUAACACCUACCCUACUGUAAUAAAACUUAGUCUAUUCCUAUUGUCUAUGUUUGAGCACCACUUGGAAUUGGGAAGUUAAUAUCGCCUUGUUUCUUAAAUGAAAUAUAUUUAAUGUGUUGCGUCUAUAAGUUAUUUAAUGUGAUUUUAAAACUUGUUAUUUAUGCUAUAAACAAUGUCUUCCUUGUUGAUUAAUGAACUAAUAACAUACAACAUGUUGUCUUGGUCAAUGGAGGAUAUACAAUGAAUACUCAUAACAAGACCGUGUUUAUGCGUAUUGCUUCCCAACGACAGUGGCAUAUGAGGGGAUGAGACGUAACUUGUUCGUUAACACUUUUUAGAUGGAUAUUCUAAACACAUGUUAUCAUAACACAAAGUUUAGGUAUGUUUGAGCAGAUCCAUAGUAUAAAUUUAGUAUUAGUUACCAUAAUCAAUGAUAAGAUAAUAAAACGAGUCUAUUUAA
Molecule: messenger RNA, 3243 nt
Organism: Trichoplusia ni (cabbage looper)
Lineage: Eukaryota; Metazoa; Arthropoda; Insecta; Lepidoptera; Noctuidae
Gene: prel
Product: protein preli-like
Exons: 6
Coding region: 319-930 (203 amino acids)
Biological process (GO): phospholipid transport
Cellular component (GO): mitochondrial intermembrane space
Molecular function (GO): phosphatidic acid transfer activity
Source: RefSeq, a predicted model, not a curated record